This is a messenger RNA of Synchiropus splendidus (mandarinfish), 3123 nucleotides long. RefSeq names its product cytosolic phospholipase A2 gamma-like. Gene Ontology annotation, biological process: glycerophospholipid catabolic process. Bases 785 to 2572 code for a protein of 595 amino acids. Gene Ontology annotation, cellular component: nuclear envelope; cytosol; nucleoplasm. The record is from RefSeq and is a predicted model, not a curated record. The transcript is spliced from 16 exons. NCBI's taxonomy places the organism in Eukaryota, Metazoa, Chordata, Actinopteri, Syngnathiformes, Callionymidae. Gene Ontology annotation, molecular function: calcium-dependent phospholipid binding; calcium ion binding.
AGCUGACUCAUCUUCUCAGACAGAUGAAGGUCAAAGCCAGAAGCAACACAUUGUGACGUCAGGCGACUUGAGGAAACGUGGGAAAACAACUUCCAAACCCUAAGUCUGAACUCACACUGGAUCAAGACUCGAUGCCAGUUAUUUAUGGAGGGAAUGCAAACAGAAACUAGCACUGUUUGGUUCCGAGCGGACGCUGUAUCUGCAGCUGCCCUCAACACCUCCAGCACCUGAGUGUUGGUGUCGUGCUCCUCCUUGUGAGCCGCGCGGCACUCAUCUCCUUCAAACGUUUGAGAACUUGGCGUGGGAUUUUCAGUUGUGGAGGAGGGCGGCACUGCAACCCUCUGCAUUACUGGAAACAGGAGGUCAAACACGUGGGCUGAAGCCUGGAGGCCAAGCAAUGGAAUGGAAUGGAGCCAGAGCUCUGCAACUUCUGAAGAUGCGACGGCUCAAGCUCAUUUAUGAUUCCAUUCAUGGUCAGAACAUCCAUCAGGGCAUCGUUGAAGAGUUUCACAAUGUCAUGUCGCCAUCAAAAUCCUCGUCAGCCAGUGGACAUGGUCCAAACUAAUACUAACACAAGUGCCACGGCCUGUUAAUUCACCUGGACUGACUGGUUGUCUGGUUCUGGCACAAAGCAUGACAAACCACUGACUGGUGUGGCUGGUGACUCACACAUCACACCCUGGCUGUGCCCUGGCCAGAGAAGUCAGUUGGUUUGCACUCACUUCCUGAGUGAAACGGACUUCGAUCCUGGGUGGACGCUGCGCUGCGGAAGCUCCCUGGAAGAAUGGAGGCAGCAGGACAGAGCCGGAUCAUUCAACAGAAAUGUUCUCGUACAAGCUCAGACAAGAGGGUCGCGGGAGGCACCUUCUCCGCUGUGGCCGCAGAGGUUCCUCAAACCUCAGUUCACCAGUCCAGAACCAUGUGUGCAGGAGAACGCAGCUACACAGACAGAAGAAAAGCAGUGGUGGCCCAGGCUCUCAACCAUCUGGGGAUCAAGUGUCCUCAACAGGACUUGGUCCCCCGCGUGGCCCUGCUGGCAUCCGGCGGCGGAGAGAGGUCGGCGCUGGCCCUGCUGGGUUCUCUCUAUCAGAUGGAGAAAGACGCUUGGCUGGACUCGCUCCUCUACUUCGCAGGCGUUUCAGGAGCCACAUGGACCAUGGCUGCAGUCUAUAGUGACCCCAUGUGGAGCACCGACAUGAACAGGACGCUGGCCCGGUUGCUUGACUCUAGAGUGGACAUUCAGGAGGUCACCUCGUGGCUGAGCGAACGCUCUGCAGCGGAGUUCUUCUCCCUCAGUGACAUCUGGGGAGCCAUGACCUCUGCGGCUCUGAUGAAACAGAUGACUGUGCGGAAUAUCUCCGAGGAGGCCACUCGAAACGUCACCAACCCCUACCCGGUUUACUGCGGGAUGGAAAACAACUGCUUCGUGAAUGGUCCAACUGAAGGUAAAUGGUUUGAGGUGACCCCCCACCAGGCUGGAUUUCCAGACUUGGGCUUCUUCGUGGAAACUUCCCUUCUGGGCAGCAGGUUUCAGAAUGGAGUGCUGGUGGAGAGGAAACCAGAGAUGGACAUGAUCCAACUACAAGGCAUUCUGGGCAGUGUGCUGGCUGACAUGGAUACUGUGAAAGAGAAACUCCCGGCCUGGCUGAACGUGUCUUGGGAGGAGGAGUCCAUCAUGGAAGAGCACCUGCAUGUCUUCAGGGCGGUCCACAAGCUCAUCCCUUCGCUCCUGGAACUUGUUCAUGAUGAGGACACUGACCUCCACCUGAGGCAGCUGGACAAACUACUGGCAGAUCGGCAAGAUCGAGAUCUGGAGUUGGUGAGAAGAAAGACUUUGACGGAGCGGCAAACCUAUUUCGACAGGUGGUGUCAAGACCUUCUGAGCACAACUGGAGCGUGGAGCCAAAGUCUGCCUGACGGAGCGGCCAAACACAGCGUGAAUCUGCUUGUUAGAAAAAUCAUUCCAUUGAUCUUAAAGUGGGAAUGGGGAACCACGCUGAACUUCCUUCAUCAACUGCCAGAACCUACCGUUCCUGAGUGCCUUCAUUCAAGAGAGAGAAUCAAUCUGGUGGAUGGAGGACUGCAUGUCAAUGUGGGCUACCCUUCGUUCCUGGGGGAGAAGAGAGACGUGGACGUCAUGAUUGUUCCUGAGAGCAGUGCCGGCGAUAUGUUUGAGACACUGACCCUGGGGAGAGAGCAUGCGGCACAGGUGAACAAACCAUUCCCGGUGAUCGACCCACAAAUCCUGGAGGAGAAAGACUGGCCUAAAGACUGUUACGUGUUUGAGGGCAAAGACAAGGAACCCACCAUCAUCUACAUGCCGCUGUUCAACAGGAAGAACUGCAAGGAUGCCGAGGAGGUGAAAAGCAGGAUGCAAGAGUUCUCCACCUUCCAGCCUCCCCUCAGUCAUGAGAAGAGGAGCUUUCUGAUUGAAGUGGGCAAAACCAACAUGAAGAACAACAAGGAGGUCAUCCUGAGGGAGAUACGGAAGGCUGCUGAGCGUCGACUGAUCCGGAGUAACCGCCAGUCCACUGGAGGCAACCAAGAGUGUGGAGUCAGGUGCUUGGUUUAACCUUGCAGGCGCGUGGCUUCUUCUAGCUGAACAGAAAAAGGCGGGCUUUGACGUUUACUCCAAUCUGCAGCCGUCCCCACCUGUUCCAGGUUCUUCGUCUUGAGUUCCACGAGCAACGGAACCACUGCUGUCAUUUAGCUACUGUGAUGUCCUUUGGGGAUUUUCCCUGAAAGGGAUCACUAUGCUACGUACAGUCCUUACGUGAAUGAAAUACUCCGCUCUUGUCAUGGCAACGAUUCCUCUUCACUCAGACUCACCAAAGGUCUAACCUGGGAGGAGUUCCCACUUGUCUGAGGAACAUUCACUUGUGCUUGCAACCGUCUUCGCUCACCCACCUCUGAUAGCCCCUCCCCUUUUUUUUACCUCAGCACGAACAUCCCACUGGAGAGAUUUCACAUUUUACCGUUGGCAUGACUCACUGGUCUUUUUCUGCUGCACCUGUGGGAUGUUGAUGUUCUGGUCAAGCUAUUAAAAUCUAAUGCAAAAGAGCCUUUUUAAAGACGUAGUUGUGUGUUCACAGUUCAAACUGACCUUUAAAUAAUGAACUAAAC